Messenger RNA from Fulvia fulva, 633 nucleotides. RefSeq lists its product as uncharacterized. Lineage: Eukaryota; Fungi; Ascomycota; Dothideomycetes; Mycosphaerellales; Mycosphaerellaceae. The record is from RefSeq and is a predicted model, not a curated record. The transcript has a single exon. Bases 1 to 633 code for a protein of 210 amino acids.
AUGGCGGACCGCGUUCAAGCAGUCCGCGUUGCCUGCAUUGGCGAGAGCAGCCUCGACUGCAUCCACACCAAGCAGUACUCCACGUACAACAUCCAGACCGACCACGAGAUCUUCAGUACCGGAGAGUUCAGCCUCUUGACGUCGUUGACUGGUGUACCGUUCCUGCCUAUGAAGCUUCGCCCAUCACUCCUCACAACUUCCGUCAUGCAAAAUGACCGCGCUCGCGGCCUUCAGCGCAACAUCAAGUAUGGCCAUGCGGCUGAGGGCAAGUACUUCGAGAAUCCGGUUGCACGCACUCUGAUGGCCUGCAACGAGGAUGGUGGGGCUCGCUGGACACAGCGUGUUGGCAGUGUCUUGAUUGCGCGUGCUGAUCGCAAGCCGCUCAACGAGGGUCACGUUGCUAUCAUGCUGGGCUUCAUCGACAACGCCACUCAGUCCAUCCAAGAGAACCAGGACACGAGCGGUGCAGCUUUGUCGCCAGAUGCUUUCAAGGCAUACUACGACUAUGCUAUGCAGCACCUCCUGGCUUCUGACCAAGCUGAUGAGUGGGCUAAGGUGCCUUCCAUGUUCGCAGACCCAGCUCAGACCGAUGAUGGGGUCAAGAUGGAGGUCGACGGAGGUGUGACUGUUUGA